Molecule: messenger RNA, 734 nt
Organism: Nycticebus coucang (slow loris)
Lineage: Eukaryota; Metazoa; Chordata; Mammalia; Primates; Lorisidae
Product: sterol carrier protein 2-like
Exons: 1
Coding region: 40-471 (143 amino acids)
Cellular component (GO): cytosol
Source: RefSeq, a predicted model, not a curated record
CUAGGCCUUGGGUUAGCUGUGGUUGUAACACUCUACAGGAUGGGUUUUCCUGAAGCUGCCAGUUCUUUUAGAACUCGUCAAAUUGAGGCUGCUCCAACCAGUUCUCCAGAUGAUGGAUUUAAAGCAAAUGUUGUCUUUAAGGAGAUUGAGAAGAAGCUUGAAGAGGAAGGGGAACAGUUUGUGAAGAAAAUUGGUGGUAUUUUUGCCUUCAAGGUGAAGGAUGGCCCUGGGGGUAAAGAGGCCACCUGGGUGGUAGAUGUGAAGAAUGGCAAAGGGUCAGUGCUUCCUAACUCAGAUAAGAAGGCUGACUGCACAAUCACAAUGGCUGACUCUGACUUACUGGCUUUAAUGACUGACAAAAUGAAUCCUCAGUCUGCUUUCUUUCAAGGCAAACUGAAAAUCACUGGCAACAUGGGUCUGGCCAUGAAGUUGCAAAAUCUUCAGCUUCAGCCAGGCAAAGCUAAGCUGUGAAGAACUCCCUUUGGCUACUUUUGAAAAUCAAGAUGAAAUAUAUAGCUACAUAUCCAUAUAUUUCAUUGUCAGAAUUUAGACUGAAACUACACAUUGGCAAAUUGUGCGAGACAGAUUUGUUUUUCAAUUGUAUGACCAAUCCUGUUUUUCCUAAGCUCUGGAUGGAUAGAGCCUGAUGGUGUACAGCUGCUUUGCUGAGCUGUAUACAAUUGUGCAUUACAAAGUUAAUAUGGUAAUUAUGGUUUGGGUUAAAACUGAGUUUC